GAAGAUGACGUAUUUCUCCAGCGCCUCGUCCUGAGGAAGUGUCAGCCCGCUAGAGCUGUUGGCAGACGCUGAGCAGAGGGUUCGGGUGCUGGACUGAAGGGGGUCACUUGGCUGGUUGUUCUUGUUCUGGGGCAAGAACUAUGUCAUGGAUCAAGGAAGGAGAGUUGUCACUUUGGGAGCGCUUCUGUGCCAACAUCAUAAAGGUAGGCCCAAUGCCCAAACAUAUUGCAUUCAUAAUGGACGGCAACCGUCGCUAUGCCAAGAAGUGCCAGGUGGAGCGGCAGGAGGGCCACUCACAGGGCUUCAACAAGCUGGCUGAGACUCUGCGCUGGUGUUUGAACCUGGGCAUCCUGGAGGUGACAGUCUAUGCAUUCAGCAUUGAGAACUUCAAACGCUCCGAGAGUGAGGUAGAAGGGCUGAUGGAUCUGGCCCGGCAGAAGUUCAGCCGCCUGCUGGAAGAACAGGAGAAGCUGCAGAAGUAUGGGGUGUGUAUCCGGGUCCUGGGUGAUCUGCAUCUGUUGCCCUUGGAUCUCCAGCAGCUGAUUGCACAAGCUGUGCAGGCCACUAAGAACUACAACAAGUGUUUCCUAAACGUCUGCUUUGCAUACACCUCCCGUCACGAGAUCAGCAAUGCUGUGAGAGAGAUGGCCUGGGGUGUGGAACAAGGCCUGCUGGAUCCCAGUGACAUCUCUGAGUCUCUGCUUGAUAAGUGCCUCUAUACCAACCGCUCUCCUAACCCUGACAUUUUGAUACGGACUUCCGGGGAAGUGCGGCUGAGCGACUUCUUGCUCUGGCAGACCUCCCACUCCUGCCUCGUGUUCCAGCCCAUCCUGUGGCCAGAGUACACAUUCUGGAACCUCUGCGAGGCCAUUCUGCAGUUCCAGACGAACCAUAGCAUGCUUCAGCAGAAAGCCCGAGACAUGUAUGCAGAGGAGCGGAAGAGGCAGCAGCUGGAGAGGGACCAGGCCGCAGUGACAGAGCAGCUGCUGCGAGAGGGGCUCCAGGCCAGUGGGGACGCCCAGCUCCGACGGACACGCUUGCACAAACUCUCCGCCAGACGGGAAGAGCGAGUCCAAGGCUUCCUGCAGGCCUUGGAACUCAAGAGGGCUGACUGGCUGGCACAUCUGGGCACUGCAUCAGCCUGAAUGAGGCUGGCCACCUGCCACUUUGCCCUGCCCUCUGCCUCCAGGGCCCCACUCCCCUUUCUUUUCUUGGCUUUUGAAAGGCACCUCCCUCUUGAUGAAUUGUGUUCCCUAUGCUUGGCAGGGGAGCCCCCAAGCUAGGUCUGCUGGCCACAGAUACCUUUGGGCUGCAUUGGACAGCUGAGCCUUGGGGAGAGUCGAGGUGAAGGUCUCCCACAAGUGCACUAAACUCAGCUCUGGUCACCAGUCAGUUUGGAGAGUAGGUCCCGCCCCUCCACCUUUGCCACCAAUGCCUGUGCGCCUGGAUGCACUUUUUCCACCAGCACAUCCUUCAACACAGGGUUGCCGGGAAGAGAGCUGCCCAUGACCUGACCCCUCGCCCACCCGUCUUAGCCUUCCACCUGACUUUCACAAAAGACAUGGCUCCACCUUGGGUGUGCUGGCAGAGCUCACAGGCGCAGCCAGCGUUAUUUGGGCAAAGAAAGGGGCGGGAAGAGAGGAAGAAAAUGUGCCCAUCUGCUGCUCCUCCCCUUGGCUCUCCACCUGGGAUUUGCUAUUGAAUCUCGACCCCCUCCCACCACGCAGUACUGAUUGCUCACUAAAGGCUCAGCGCCCCCAAUGGCGCGCCGAAGCCAGGCGGGUGAUUACAAUCCAAUUACCUAUUGUCGACUCAGCCCA
Messenger RNA from Tupaia belangeri chinensis (Chinese tree shrew), 1820 nucleotides. RefSeq names its product dehydrodolichyl diphosphate synthase subunit (gene DHDDS). The coding region runs from base 141 to 1145 and encodes 334 amino acids. Gene Ontology annotation, cellular component: dehydrodolichyl diphosphate synthase complex; endoplasmic reticulum. Lineage: Eukaryota; Metazoa; Chordata; Mammalia; Scandentia; Tupaiidae. Gene Ontology annotation, molecular function: ditrans,polycis-polyprenyl diphosphate synthase [(2E,6E)-farnesyl diphosphate specific] activity. The transcript has 9 exons. Gene Ontology annotation, biological process: polyprenol biosynthetic process. The record is from RefSeq and is a predicted model, not a curated record.